AUCUCCGCCGAACUCAAGUCAUAUAUCUAUACUGCCUAGAAGCUUCAGCAAAUCUAUUGUUUCAGAAGAUAUCAACCAAAUUAAAUAAUAAUAAAAAUCAACUUGACAAACAUCACGCACUAUCUAAUAAAAACAUAAAAACACAUGUUAUGGUAGAAGUUAGAACCCUAGUUUUUCAUCUUCCACGGCCACUUCUGCGUUUUAACAAUCAAGGAAAGUGCUAGUCUUAUUGAUUUUAAAAAGUAUGAAAUGCAAAGUGUUUGUCCUAAAUUUCUUACUCCAUGUGUUGUUUUUGUUCAGGUUGAUCCUGUCGAUAUGUCUUCAAAGAGGUUGAAUCUUGGUUCCAAAGAUUUCAUCAGCAGUUUACCAGAUUGUCUUAUCUGCCACAUCUUGUCUUUCGUUUCUACUAAAGAAGCUGCUUCCACUUCUGUUCUUGCCAAAAGGUGGAGAUAUCUGUUUGCUCUUACACCUAAUCUUGAGUUCAAUGACUCUAUCUAUUUGAAUUCUGAAAUUGCUAAUCAAAGGAAGAGUACUUUCCCGUGGAUAACAAGAAAAAAGAGCAAAACUCCUAGGAGUUUUGUGGAUUUUGUGGAUAGAGUGUUGGUUUUGCACCAGAAUGUUCCUUUAAACAGAUUCUCUCUCAAGUGUGAAGAUGUUGUUCAUCCAGCUAUUAUCAUUAGUUGGUUACUCAAGGUGAUGGACCGUGGUGUGUUAGAUCUUGAUCUACACAUCUCGUCUGAAAUGGGUUACCGGCUACCUUCAGAGAUGUUUUGUAGCGAGACUUUGGUUAGGCUGAAACUAGGAAUAAGAGAUGUUCUCACUAUUACUACGGAGAAAAGUGUUUCUCUUCCAAAGGUUAAGACGCUCUGUCUUGACUAUAUCAUGGUAGAAAACAGUGUGUUUGCUAAGCUUCUGUCUGGAUGUCAUGCGCUUGAAGAGUUAGUUCUUAACAACUUGUUCGAGGUUAAGGGGUCUUGUUCUGUUUUUCAUAACACCCUCAAGAGACUAGUGGUUAGCCGUUCAAGAACUUUUGACGAGAACCACGAGAGUGUGUCAUUUAGCACCCCAAAUCUUGUCUACCUUGAGCAUUCUGAUACUAUUGCAAACAUGUAUCCAAAAGUGGAGUUUAACUCGCUGGUCGAAGCUAGUCUCAAUCUUCGAAUGACAAGCGAUCAGAUUGUCAGCGCAAUCUCAAUUGAGGAUAUUGAUAGAUCACCUCAAGAAGAGAUGGUUGGUAAUGCAACAAAUUUUCUUAUGGGAAUAUGCAAUGUUAAGAUCCUUCACUUGUCAUAUAACACUCUUCAGGUACUUACUUACUGCUGCAAACCAAUACCACAAUUCAACAACCUGAUUCACUUAACCAUUCAGAGUGACCCAGAAGUAGCUUGGGAGUCACUACCAGCUCUACUUAAAAAUUGUCCAAAGCUUGAAACCCUAGUCUUUGAGGGACUCCAUCACAAAUUUAAAAACUGUGGGGAAGAGGACAAGUGUUUGUGCAAACCUUGGGAGGGGGAGGACAUUCCUACUUGCCUAUCAUCAAGUCCAGUCAAGGUUCUAAAGAUAUUAAAAUUUGGAGAAAUCUUUGGUGAUGAGGACAUAGAGGAGCAGAUAAAGCAGGUGCAACACUUCUUAGAGACGAUGCCGAAUCUUGAACAGCUUAGAUUGUAUUAUGAUACAUCUUUUGACGAAGAUGUGUAUGAAGUGUCAGCACAACUUCAGUGGCAUCCAAGAGUGGCUUCAUCCAAGUGCAAGAUUUCAGUGAUCUCUGAUAGCCUUUGCUUGUCAUCUACUGUGCCAUGUUCGGUAGUGAGUAAAUGGGGUCGUCUUCUUUAGAAGAACCUUUCUGGAUUUGGCGCUUUAUUCUGGACCAAUCAUGACCUUUUUCUUUUGUUAUCUUCGGAGCCAAAUAUGAAUGAAUUUUUAUAAGGCUGCUUGCUAAGGGAUGUAAACUCUAAUCAGGAAUCUUGGUUAUUCCUUCUCUUGGUUAGGAAAGACUUGUGUUGUUAUGUUUUGUCUUUUCGCGCAGCAAUGGUAAGUGGUAACUUCACGCAUUGUUUGCUUAUUCUAUUUUGUGUCUGGUUUGAAAAGAAUUGUUAAGACCCAAAACUUCCUACAGAAGUACUUGAACUAAAAACACCACCAGAUGUUUUCUUCUACAAGAACUUUGAUUAAAUCACGAUUCGUGGAAGAUAAUGUGUGUCCGUAGUUUUAUUUUUGUGUUUUCAUAGCUGAUCCAGGUCCGUAAUUGAGCUGUAAAUUCUGUUAACCGUAUAUAAUCUGAUUCGAAUUUAAUGAAAGCUGUAAAAAAACCGAAUUGAUAAAUCUGAACUAAUGAAAUAAAUAUAAAUAAUCUUCAAUUUUAAAAUUUGUAUAUGUUAUAUCUAAUCGAUUUUGUUGUUUUUACAGUCGAUUUAGUUAUCAUUUGGUAAAUUAGAUUGCAUCUCUAAAUUCAACUGUAAUAUUUUUUGUUCUAAAUAUAUUAAAUUUUGAUUAGUUUCUUAU
Molecule: messenger RNA, 2502 nt
Organism: Brassica napus (rape)
Lineage: Eukaryota; Viridiplantae; Streptophyta; Magnoliopsida; Brassicales; Brassicaceae
Product: F-box/LRR-repeat protein At3g59210-like
Exons: 3
Coding region: 250-1833 (527 amino acids)
Molecular function (GO): protein binding
Source: RefSeq, a predicted model, not a curated record